Tripterygium wilfordii is the source of this 2207-nucleotide messenger RNA. Its product is annotated as inactive TPR repeat-containing thioredoxin TTL3-like. Gene Ontology annotation, molecular function: protein binding. Bases 262 to 2022 code for a protein of 586 amino acids. Lineage: Eukaryota; Viridiplantae; Streptophyta; Magnoliopsida; Celastrales; Celastraceae. The transcript is spliced from 4 exons. The record is from RefSeq and is a predicted model, not a curated record. Gene Ontology annotation, cellular component: cytoplasm.
CUAGGAGCUCCUGGGUUGAAAUAAAUACGCAUUAGAGGGACUUUCUGUUACAUCAUUUUCUUCUCAGCCAAGCCAUCUCUUGACCUUUCUAUUCUUUUCUUGCUUUUUUUUUUAUUUAUUUAUGAUAAAUCAUGAUUUUGAACCAAUUAUUUGAUUAAAAUUUUCCUCCUUAUACAUACACCCUGUUUACAAUUAACUGCAUUACUCUGCAAAUAGUAUCCGCUUCAAGAAUCCACAGAAAGCUAGAGAGAGUGAUCACUCAUGGCGGAAACUAAACAGUAUUCGAUGGAGCAUGAACAGGGUUGUGGCUUUUUUGGUGGAAUUUUUCAGCGGCGGAUCAUUGGGUGGCCGAAAAAGAAAGCAUCAAUAUAUUCAUUGCCGUCCUCAGAUAGUUCUGAAAAGCCAGAGAGAAAUAGUUUCAAGAAACAGAGAAGCCACCCUCAUACUUCAAUUCUGUAUUGCUCCAGUCCACAAAAACCACACCAAAAGCACACCAGGAAGCGCAGUGAGUUUCCUCCAAAACCCUCAAUUCCAUAUCAGAAAACUCAAUCUAUAAGAAACUCUGAUGCUGCCAGAAUCUCAUCAUCAUCCUCUUCCAGUUCUGGUCGAUUAAAAGUGUCCAGAAGCAUCGAAACAAAGCCGAGGAAAGACCCUUCUCGUAAUUCCAAGGAGCUUAACAAGAUUGUGUCAAAACAAACAAAUAGUGAAGGCAAAGCUCUCAUUCGAGCUGCGUCGAGUAAUGUCAUGCUUUUAGGCCAAUUGGGUAACUUAAGGCAGGCCGGGAACGGGAACUCUUCGCUAGGGAACAACAGUCUUAAUGCCACCAUCAAGACUGUGGAUUACCUUUACAGGGAUCUUCAGGAAGUGAAAUCUCAAAAAGGGUGUAGUAGACUUGGUGGAAAUGGCGUUAUGGGAAACAUUGUGAGGCAAUCUAGAUUGGAUCCUGAGGUGUUGAAAUUGUUGGGAAAUGAGAAGUACAAGCAGGGUAGAUUUGAAGAGGCUUUGGAUUUGUAUGAUAAGGCAAUUUCUCUUGAUCCAAGCAAGGCAACGUAUAGAAGUAAUAGAAGUGCUGCUUUGAUUGGUUUAGGCCGUCUUUUGGAGGCUGCCAUGGAAUGUAAAGAAGCCAUUCUGCUUCAGCCUUCCUAUCAGAGAGCGCAUCGCCGGUUGGCAGCUCUUUAUCUCAGACUGGGAGAAGCAGAGAAAUCAUUGCAUCAUUUCGAACUGUCGGGCAGCGAUCGUGACUCUGAAGUUAUUGUUCAAGCUCGGAUUCUUCAAAAGCACCUAACUAAUUCUAUCCAAGCUCGGAAACUAAAAGAUUGGACUACUUUGCUUAAGGAGACACAGUGUGCAAUUUCCUCUGGUGCAGACUCAGCUCCAAAUAUAUAUGCUUUGCAAGCAGAGGCCUUAUUGAGGCUCCAGAGACAUGAAGAGGCCUAUUCUACUACCCAAGAGAAGGGACCAAAAUUCUCAAUUGAUUCUUGUACAAAAUUCUUUGGUCCUCUUACCAGUGGACUUCUCUUAACAAUUAAGGCACUGGUUUAUAUGGCAGCCGGCAGGUUUGAAGACUCAGUGAGAGCAGCUGAAGAAGCCGCUCGCCUCGAUCCAACGGAGGUGGUUGGUGUCCUAAAGAGGGCUAAAUCCGUGGCAUCAGCAAGAUUGAGUGGUAACUUGCUUUUCAAGGCAUCUAAAUUUUCUGAGGCUUGUCUUGUGUAUAGUCAAGGACUAGAACAUGAUCAACAGAACUCGGUUCUUUUAUGUAACCGAGCGGCUUGUCGAUCCAAGCUCGGAAAAUUUGAAAAAGCUGUGGAGGAUUGCACUGCAGCUCUUAAUGUCUGGCCUUCGUAUAUCAAGGCCAGGCUGCGAAGGGCUGAUUGCAAUGUCAAGUUAGAAAGAUUUGAAGCUGCAAUUCAAGACUAUGAGGUGGUGUUGAGUGCAACUCCGGCAAAUGAAUAUGUGGGGCGAGCUUUGGUUGAGGCCCAAGUUCAGCUGAAGAAACAACACGAAAGCCCAUUAAGGAUAUGACUUUGGGUUCAAAUUUUGGUAUUCAUGUCUGACAGUCAGCGUUUUGGAUCCUCAAAGCAAGAAGUGAGCCCAAUACUUGUAUGGGCCUGGUCCUCUAGUCAAUACAAGUUUUUCCUUUAAACAUUUUGUACGAGUCUAAAGUCAGACCGUCAAAGUAUUAUUGAAAAUAAAAUUCGAAUUUAGGA